AUGGGCAUCGAGAUCCGGCCCAUCCAGCCAGAAGACAUCCCAUCCGUGGUGGAAUGCAUUCAGCUCGCAUUCGCCGACGACCCAUACCACCAAUGGGCAUUCGACACUCGACCGGGCAAGUUCAACAAGGAGCGCAACUUCGCCAGCCUCAAAGCCAAAUGCGAAUGGGGCAUGCGCAACGCACUGUUCUACGUGGCCAAAGACAUAGACGCGGGUGCAGACGCUCCGGUGCUAGGCGUGAGCAUGUGGAUGAAACCCAGGCCCGCCGACGGCGUCGGCGACAAGCAGACCUGGUCGGAGUGGCUGGACGACUAUAUCCUGUGGUUCAAGCAGGGAUGGAAUCUGCUCCGGUUCCAGGGCCGCGGGGGCCUCAUCACCAAGCGCUACUGGAUCUGGAAGCGCGAGCAGGCUGUCGCGCAGAAGGAUAUCUGGACGGAUCCCAACGGCUAUUAUUUCUGCAACAUCGUCACCGUGAGGCCGGGCCAUCAGGGGAAAGGCAUCGGCCGUCGCUUGUUCGAGGUCGUCACGGAUCUGGCUGAUCAGGAAGGCCGGAAAUGUUAUUUGGAAAGUUCCAAGGAGGAACCGAACAUCGCCAUCUACGAGAAGAUGGGGUUUCGGCUCGCGCGCAGCAUGGUCUGUGAGGAUGGAGGCGACGUUUGUCAUCUCUUCUGUAUGAUUCGAGAUCCUCAACCUCCAAGGCCAUGA
This is a messenger RNA of Capronia coronata CBS 617.96, 705 nucleotides long. RefSeq lists its product as uncharacterized. Gene Ontology annotation, molecular function: acyltransferase activity, transferring groups other than amino-acyl groups. Bases 1 to 705 code for a protein of 234 amino acids. NCBI's taxonomy places the organism in Eukaryota, Fungi, Ascomycota, Eurotiomycetes, Chaetothyriales, Herpotrichiellaceae. The record is from RefSeq and is a predicted model, not a curated record. The transcript has a single exon.